AUGGUCAAGGCUAGCGAUUCACCAAAAAAGGAAAAGGUUUCUUCAGCAACGAAGCGACCUACCAAAAAGAAGCCAAAAGACAAACCCAAGCGUCCCCUGAGCGCCUACAAUUUCUUUUUCAAGGAAGAACGAGAAAAGAUCCUAAAGGUCGUCCUUGCAGAAGAUCCUUCUAAGUUGCAAUCGAACCCAGAAGAUGUUGAUUAUCUAGACGAGGCGGCUAUUGGUCGACUGAAGAAGGAAGGAGGCAAGGUUUCCUUUGAAGAAAUGGGGAAAAUAAUUGGAAUGCGAUGGAAGAACAUUGACCCCGAUCGUCUAUCUACCUAUUCCGAAAUGGCAUCAGAAGACACAGAACGGUAUAAGACCGAAAUGCAAGCAUACAAUGGCCGUCAAGAAGCGAAGAUGCGUAGUGAAGCUAUGAAACAACAAGCUGCAAACUACCCUCCACCUAGUAUGGCCAUGGCACGAGGACCCGAAGGAUAUCCCCCUCAUCCCGCCGACAUGGGACGUGGGCCACCACUUGGCAUGUAUGCUGACCAAAUGGGUAACAUGUCCCCGUACAAUCCAGCUGGCCUUUCGGGUUAUAGCCCCUAUGGUGGAAUGGAAUAUGGAGGUUAUGGUGGCAUGAGUUACGGAGGAAUGGGUGGAUAUGGGGGCUACUCAAUGGGACCUCCACCCCAGGGUCCACCAGGAAUGGAAGAACUAAGCUAUUCACGUGGGGGAGGCUAUGGGGGAAUGCAAAUGAUGGGAGGUGGAUAUCAAGGAGGCCCACCACCACCGAUGAUGAGCUACGGAGGCGGAGGCGGUGGUCCACCGCCAGAUUAUGGUGGUGGUCAUCCAGGUCAUCCACAAUACGUCAUGGAGCCUCAUCCAGGUGGACCACAUCCAGGAGGCUCACCUCCUUCCCAUGGAGGUCCACCACCACAACAUUCUGGCGGUGGACCACCACCUCCAGGCAUGUAUGGCGGAUAUGGUGGAAGCUACCCUGGUCCUGGUGGAUAA
This is a messenger RNA of Cylindrotheca closterium, 999 nucleotides long. The record is from the annotation of a GenBank genome assembly. Lineage: Eukaryota; Bacillariophyta; Bacillariophyceae; Bacillariales; Bacillariaceae.